This is a messenger RNA of Impatiens glandulifera, 1053 nucleotides long. Its product is annotated as peroxidase 27-like. Gene Ontology annotation, cellular component: plasmodesma; plant-type cell wall. The coding region runs from base 16 to 996 and encodes 326 amino acids. Gene Ontology annotation, molecular function: peroxidase activity; heme binding. The transcript has 4 exons. The record is from RefSeq and is a predicted model, not a curated record. NCBI's taxonomy places the organism in Eukaryota, Viridiplantae, Streptophyta, Magnoliopsida, Ericales, Balsaminaceae. Gene Ontology annotation, biological process: hydrogen peroxide catabolic process; response to oxidative stress.
UAAUCAAUCAAGAAGAUGAGGUCUAGUACUAUUAACAUUGAUCUUCUAAUGGUUUGUUUAGUUGUUGCAUGUUUUCUUGGUACUACUCAAGGGGGUGACCUCCGGAAGAACUUCUAUAAGAAAACUUGCCCUUUGGCCGAGGAAAUUAUCCGUAAUGCUACAUGGAAACAAACAUCCACCAACUCUAACUUGCCCGCUAAAUUGCUUAGGAUGCAUUUUCACGAUUGUUUUGUCAGGGGUUGUGAUGGCUCCAUUCUACUAGAUUCACCAAAUCAGACUGCGGAGAAGAAUGCGAUUCCAAACUUGUCAUUGGCGUUCUUCAAUGUGAUCGAUGAUAUCAAACAAGAAUUGGAGAGAAAGUGCCCCGGAGUGGUGUCUUGCGCUGAUAUCUUAACUUUGGCAGCUAGAGACUCGGUGUCAUUCCAAUUUCAAAAGCCAAUGUGGGAGGUGUUGACCGGAAGAAGAGAUGGGAAAGUGUCGAUACAAGCUGAGGUUUUGCCCAACCUGCCCGGGCCUUUCGAUAAUUUCACCACCCUCAUGCAACACUUCACCAGCAAAGGUCUCAACCUCCACGACCUUGUCGUCUUGUCAGGAGGACACACAAUUGGAGUAGGGCACUGCAAUCUCUUCAGCAACCGACUAUACAACUUCACCGGAAAAGGCGACCAGGAUCCUUCCUUGAAUCCCACAUACGCCGCCUUCUUGAAAACUAAAUGUUUGACAGUAACUGAUACCGUUACUACGGUUGAAAUGGAUCCCAACAGUUCUCUUACAUUCGAUGCAGACUACUACUCUGUUGUGUUACAGAAAAAGGGACUUUUUCAGUCCGAUGCUGCCCUCAUUACGAAUCAACAGUCCAAGAAGAUCGUCGGAGAACUCGUCUCCGGCGCCAAAUUCACCGUGGAGUUUGCUCAGUCUAUGAAGCGGAUGGGAGCAAUUGGAGUCCUCACCGGUAACGAUGGAGAGAUUAGAAAGAAGUGCAACGCCGUUAAUUAAUAAUUACCUACUUAAUUUGUGAUUUAUAUUACUUAAUUAAUUGUUGUUGUUGUUGAG